Messenger RNA from Anthostomella pinea, 1020 nucleotides. The record is from the annotation of a GenBank genome assembly. Lineage: Eukaryota; Fungi; Ascomycota; Sordariomycetes; Xylariales; Xylariaceae.
AUGAUGCGGAACCUCGUCCUCUGGACGGCCUGCUUCUCACGCCUGUGGACGGCGGCAUUCUGCGAGCCCCUCGCCAAGAACCUCAUCAUAGACACCGAUCUCUUCAGUGAUGUCGACGAUUCGGGCGCCCUCCUCCUAGCCGUAACCUCACCAGCGGUGAACCUGCUCGCAGUGAACAUCAACUACCCCUCGACGUAUUCCGCGCUCGCGGCAUCCGCGAUUCUGGCGCACUACGACCACGCGCACGUCCCCAUCGGCAUCAGGCGGCCUCUGACCAACGAGUCGUUCUUCGACUCGUGGGCCUUCGACCUGGGCGAGUAUGCGAGCAAGGUCGCGUAUCGCUACUCCGGCGGCAGUCUGCCGUGGGGCAGCGCCGGGGAGGCCUGGGAUCCCGUGACGCUGUAUCGGAAGGUGCUGGCCGAGGCUGAGGACGGGAGCGUGACGAUUGCUUCGAUCGGGUUCUUUGAGAAUCUGUCCGGCCUGUUAAAUUCGACGGCGGACUCUUACUCCGACUUGGAUGGACCGAGUCUGAUCGCAGAGAAGGUAACGGAGCUGGUCGUCAUGGGCGGCGGGUAUCCUUCAGGCUACGAGUUCAACUUCUGGGGAGACAACCCUCUCCUUACCGCGCACGUGGUCAAUAACUGGAAAGGGCCCAUGGUCUUCUCCGGGACCGAGUUAGGCGGCAAUGUUACGUCGGGUGGCCCCUUGAUGAGUCGUGGGCCCCCCGGCGACCCCGUGCGACAGGCUUACAUAUGGUAUACGUAUGGCACGCCACGCUUCUCGUGGGAUCCGUUGACCGUGCUCUACACCGUGAAUGGACUGGGGAGUCUUUUCGAGUAUGGAAACAAGUACGGUUAUAACUACGUACAUCCGAACGGCUCUAAUGAGUGGGUGUACGAUGAGGCGGUGACGGACCGGCACUGGCUGAAGAUGGCGGUCAGCAAUACGACUGUCGCUGGGGAGCUGGAUCGUCUCUACUUGGAGGGUGCAUGGUCGGUAGUCAACGGGACCAGCGUUUAG